Diachasmimorpha longicaudata is the source of this 2565-nucleotide messenger RNA. Its product is annotated as protein dissatisfaction-like. The coding region runs from base 691 to 1905 and encodes 404 amino acids. The transcript is spliced from 8 exons. Gene Ontology annotation, biological process: regulation of transcription by RNA polymerase II; anatomical structure development; cell differentiation. The record is from RefSeq and is a predicted model, not a curated record. NCBI's taxonomy places the organism in Eukaryota, Metazoa, Arthropoda, Insecta, Hymenoptera, Braconidae. Gene Ontology annotation, molecular function: nuclear receptor activity; RNA polymerase II cis-regulatory region sequence-specific DNA binding; zinc ion binding.
AAUGGAAUGAGCCAAUGUCAACAGGGGAAGACUGAAAGGAGCGAUAAAAUCGGAAGGAGAAAGUUAAAUGUACAGAGUAUUUCGUAAACUCCGUCGAGUUGACUUUGGCGAGUGUAUCUGGCUGCUCACUCCGGUGACCGAGGCUCACUUAUACAAUUUUCAAGCCCUAUCCCGUAUCCGAGGGCCUUCCAACACACACACACUCUUAGCCUUCCGAUCGCCAAUUGCAAGCUCGUCCAAGGGGUUGCCAGGAGGCUCCGCCCAACGACCAAUGGAGCUGAUGCGCCAUCACCGCGAGUCGAUAAGGGGGUAAAAGCUCUCCUUGGACUCCUUUGUCGGGAGUAGGCGGGACCUGGAUGGGAAAUCCCCCAGUGGCACUGUCCCUGAUCUGGAUCAGGACUACCCCGAGGCCGUAGACGGAAACCAGAAAAUUAUGAAACCAUAGAUCACAGCACAACCGAACCAACGACGUCGGAUGAUCAAUUUUAUUUUAUCAAGAGUUAAUCCUUUCAGUCGGUUCCUUCGAUUGAUGUUUGUGGGGGUGGUUUGGGAGACGGGAGAGUGAGGGAUUUAUUUAACAGGGGGUGUUUUUUUUCGGGGGAGGUUUCCACCGAUCGCUGGGUGAGGAGAAUUAUUGACGAGUGGAUUGCGAUCGAUAGUUUCGGGUUUCGGGGUUUUUGGUGAAUCAAAAUGGAGGAGCAGGGGAGGGAUGCUACUUUGUGCAAAGUGUGUGGAGAUAAAGCGUCGGGGAAACAUUAUGGAGUGCCGAGCUGCGAUGGCUGCAGGGGUUUCUUCAAGAGAUCAAUUCGGAGACAUGCGAGAAAUUUGGAUUACGUCUGCAAAGAGAAUGGCCAGUGCAUAGUAGACGUCUCCCGUCGUAAUCAGUGCCAGGCCUGUCGGUUCGCAAAAUGUCUAGAAGUGAACAUGAAGCGAGAUGUGUCAUUUUCAGCGGUACAACACGAGAGAGCACCGAGAAGUACAUCGUCGUUGGUUAGUGCAGUGAGAAGAGCACCCUCGGCGAUAUAUCCGGGUAUAUCACACGUCUACCACACCACUGGCAGUCCUUACCAUCCCCUACUGUACUCAGGGCUCUUUCCAUUCAAGCCGGCGGUGACGACUUUUAGUCCCGGAGUUCCUCACUUUUUGCACCGACCAACGCCGGAACCACUGGCCAGCACUGCUGCCAAGGAGGAUGAGGUGACGAGCUCCGAGGAAGCUGGAAGUGUUCGUGGAAGUGAACAGAAAGAUUCCAUCGGAUUCAGGAGUUCCCUCCGGCUGGCCCCACCCCCAGGGAUGACCCCGAGUUUACCCGAGUACAGUAGCCCCAAUCAACCCCUUCUCCCCACAGAAAACGUUUACGAAUCAGCAGCCAAACUCCUGUUCCUCGCUGUCAAAUGGGCCCGGAGUAUUCCAUCAUUUCUAGAGUUGUCAUUCAGAGACCAGGCUAUUUUGCUUGAAGAGUCCUGGAGUGAACUGUUCGUACUGACCGCAGCUCAAUGGAACUUCACCAUCGAUGAAUCACUCUCAGUGCCUCUCAUGCUCCUUCCAACCGAGAGACAACAGAUUAUUGCUGACGAAUUCAGGAGACUACGAGAGUUACUCACGAGGUUCGCGAUUAUGCGGGUUGAUCACUCUGAAUAUGCUUGUCUGAAGGCCAUUGCACUAUUCAAAGGAGAGUCUAGAGGUCUGUGCGAUUCAGCAAGGGUUUCCGCCCUUCAAGAGCAAACAGUGACUGUCCUGGGGGAGCGAGGGGCUGGUAGGGUGGGUCGCCUCCUUCUGCUGUUACCCCCGGCGCGUGCUCUCUGUCGUGGAACCCUUCAGGAACUGUUGUUCAAACCGACAGUCGGUGAUGUCAGUGUUGAGAGACUCCUGGGAGACAUGGUGCGAGCCACAAGGCCGACAUAACUGAAAUGGAGAUGGAUCGUCGGGUCCUGUUGGCAAGGAAGGGAAUUCUCAAUUUUCAAAGCUGAAAAAUUAAGUCUGAAGGAAAUUUCAAAGGAAUAAUAACAAAAUUAUAAUGAUAAUUUAAUUGAUUUGUAGUAAUAAUUUUGUUAUUAUUUCAUAAGCGCAAAAGCAUUAAUUUAAAUCUUUUUUCAGUUCUUUCAAUAUUUUUGGAAUCUUUCAAUAUAGAAAUUUAUUUUGACAUCUGGAAUGUGUUAAUAAUAAAAUCAUUAUAAAUGUUAAUUACACAUUUAUAAUGACAGAUAUAAAUCUCAGGGGCAUGUGAGGCCCAAAUGAAAGCGUCGACUUUCGAUGAAGAAAAAAAUAAGAAAUUGAAUUUUUGAAAAAAUGGGAAAAAUAUGAGUCUCUAGACAUGACGUAAGCACAUUAAUUGAUAAUUAUUUAAUGUUGAUAUUGAUUGUCAACUAAGUAGUACUGGAGAGAGCAAAACAGCUGAUGAUUUUACAAUUUGAAAAAAUAACGAAAGGAUGUUCAUUCCCUUGCCACAGAACUGAAGCGAUAAAAAGUGUUGAAAUAAUUUAUAUAAUAAUUACUAAAGAAUUAAAUGAAUUUUCUCUAGUCUAUAAUCUAAAUAAAAGAGUAAAUAUCCUCGUGGGCUCGUGC